This is a messenger RNA of Ilyonectria robusta, 2037 nucleotides long. Its product is annotated as heterokaryon incompatibility protein-domain-containing protein. NCBI's taxonomy places the organism in Eukaryota, Fungi, Ascomycota, Sordariomycetes, Hypocreales, Nectriaceae. Bases 37 to 1728 code for a protein of 563 amino acids. The record is from RefSeq and is a predicted model, not a curated record. The transcript has 2 exons.
CGGGCCUAGUAGCAACCUACUCAAAAGAAAAUCAAUAUGACGGAUCAUCCGUACGAAAGCGGGCGGCUCCCUUUCGGAUGGGAGAACGUCGGCGAGUACUGGCCACAACGGCUUAUCCACAUACCAACCAUGACGUCCAUCUCCAGAGACGACACCAAUGUAUAUGAGUUUGGCGAAUUAAGGGUAAAGGAGCCCUCAUAUAGCACGCUAUCAUACACCUGGGGUCGCUGGAGGAUUAGAGACGACUCGGCGCAGAGUGCGCCUGUGCUACCCAUCAAGAACACUCCAUGGAAAAUUCCUGCUGUGAUGCAGGAGCAUUUUAUCGUGCAGGGCUUCCAAAACGUUGUCCGCAAAAUACAAAUGGAAGGUACCGAUUGGGUCUGGAUAGACGUCGGCUGCAUCGACCAGCAUCGAGGUGUUGAAAACUCUCAAGCCGCUAUCGAGAUCGGUCAACAAGCUAGCAUCUUCAAGAAAGCACGAAACACCUUCGUUUGGCUGUCUCGAGUACAAAGUGGACAACUCCAAUCUGCUUUGGAUGAUAUCCUGGGCUACAGUCUCAUUCUCGAUGAGUAUGUUCACCGUCCCUCGAUCGAAAUCGACUUCGACUCUACGAUUGAUAAGCUCCAGAACGCCUUUAGCCUCGUAUUUAGUGACCCAUGGUUCUCGUCGUUAUGGACCCUACAAGAGGUGGUUCUGAGGCAUGAUGCUCUUGUCCUCUCCACCGAGGGUGAGCCUGUGCUAUGGGAAAAGGAGCCGACAGAGCGUCGCAUGUACCUGACCAUGUUCAUCAACCACUGUCGGAAUGUGUACAAUAACUUGGCUGAAGUUGAACGCCAGGCGACAUUGGUGCCCCGUUUGGCGCAGACCGCCUACGGGAUUGAGCAUAUUAUGCAAAAGAUAGUCCAGGCGGGAUUCUACUAUCUCUUCAGCACCAACCCAAACGUCCAGUAUGGAACAGCUCGCUACCGGACCACAAGCCGGAAAGAGGACCGCAUCUAUGCGAUCAUGCAGAUAUAUGGCAUCUGCGUUGGAAAAUCUGCUCGGCCAAACGAGACCCCGUCCCUGGAAGAACUCGUGACUGAAUUCGCAGGAGCAAUCAACCAACGCAGCCCCAUCUUAGGCCAGCUCUUCGUUCACACCGCUCGCCCAAGACAUGGGAUGACCUGGCAGAUUACCGGGGAAUCGAAAGUUCCUAUCAGCCUCAUGAUAUACAGACACCCCAACAUUCUUGCCAAUAUCAAACUCACAAAUGGCGACUAUAUUGCCACUGGAAGCUACUGUCAAUUUCUGACCUUGUGUCAUGCGAUAUCGGCCGAUGGUGGCACGGUGUUUGGCUCCUCCGAUGAAGUGGGAUGGGGUCCAGAUGCCAAUCUACAUCUGGACCACGAUAUUUCCAUGGUUCCCUCCUUUCGAACAUCCGAGAUGUAUCGUCUGCGGCGAUAUACUGGCAAUGGGCGUAAUCAUGGUUAUACCGAAUUUGAUUCUGAAAAGGUGAGGGUUCUCCUGCUGGGAGAUGUUGGAAGAGGGUGGACCGCCAAGAGCGAGACAUGGAAUCGGAUGCACGUCGGCCUCCUCAUAUAUAUACCAGAUCGUGGUACCGAGGAAGACCUGGAAGAUGCUGAAUGUGAGCGUUUGGGCGUUGUUACUUGGAAAACGCUUCACGGAAAGCCAAGCAGUUCUGUGACUGAGAUUGCAUGGCAGCCUGUUCAGCGAUUAUUAUUACGAUGAUGUAGCAGAAAGAGCGCAUUCCGUCGCCCGAGUACGAGGCAGGGCUUUUGAGCAAACUGAUGUUUCUUUAGAUAAACCGAUUGAUGAUAACAUGAUACAAGCGCACUAAAACCAGGUCGAUAAGCGAUUGAGAAUGGACAAGACAUGCUUUGCUGGCACGGAAACAAUGUGCCGUCCCGCGGCUACGUUCCAGGGUGGAGCAUCUCGCCUAUGCGGACAAUACGAGUUUUGGAAUGCAGGGUAAUCCUGCAGGAUCCGCAGCAGCGCAUGUGGUUAGUAUAUAAUUGGACAGGCUUAAAAUAUCGUAAG